Molecule: messenger RNA, 2817 nt
Organism: Quercus lobata
Lineage: Eukaryota; Viridiplantae; Streptophyta; Magnoliopsida; Fagales; Fagaceae
Product: disease resistance protein RPM1-like
Exons: 1
Coding region: 1-2817 (938 amino acids)
Biological process (GO): defense response to other organism
Molecular function (GO): ADP binding
Source: RefSeq, a predicted model, not a curated record
AUGGCAGAAACCGCCGUCAACUUGGUUAUACAGCAUUUGGUCCCAUUGUUAAUCCAAGAAGCACAAUUGCUUAAGGGUAUCCAUGAAGAAGUUGCAGGCAUCAAACGUGAAAUGGAGAUGAUUCAGUCUUUCCUCAAGGAUGCUGAUACAAGAGCUGAAAAGGAUGGCACGAGCAAUGUUGCAAAAACAUGGAUAAAACAAGUUAGGGAAGAAGCUUAUCACAUAGAAGAUGUUAUUGAUGAAUACAUACUUCAUUUUGCAAAACAGCCUCACAAGCGAAGGCGACGCUUUCAUUUCCUACAAAAUAUUUCUCACAUAACCAUAAACCUAAAACCACAGCAUGUGAUAGCCUCAGAGAUUCAAGGUAUCAACAAGAUACUAGACGGCAUCAGAAAGAGUGGUGAAAGAUAUGGCUUCAACACCAUAGGGAAAAGAUUAUCUAGUAGUGACACUAAAAGUGUUACAUGGCAUGACCCUCGAGUGACAUCCCUAUUCCUUGAUGAAUCUGAGGUUGUGGGCAUUGAGAAUCCUAAAGCUGAAUUGAUAGAGAAGCUAGUAGAAGGACCAUCUAAAUGCAUGGUGAUUUCAGUGGUUGGCAUUGGUGGCCUUGGCAAGACCACUCUUGUCAAGAAAGUGUAUGACAAUGAGAAGGUGACCACGCACUUUGAUUGCCACGCUUGGAUCACUGUGUCUCAAUCAUACAAGAUGGAGGAGUUGUUAAGGGAUAUGAUAAAUCAAUUUUACAAAUCAAGGAAGGAGUUUGCUCCUAGAGAAAUUGACAUAAUGAAAGAGACAUCAUUGAUUAAAGUAUUGAAGCAAUAUUUACGUGAACUAAGGUAUGUAGUAAUAUUUGAUGAUUUAUGGCAUACAGAAUUUUGGAGAUAUAUAAAAUGUGGUUUCCCUGAGAAUGACAAAGGUAAUAGAAUAAUAAUCACAACUCGAAGUGAGGAUGUUGCUCCUUCUGACAAAGAAUCUAUAUAUUAUCAUGUGUACAAACUGCCACCUUUAUCUUCAGAAAAAGCCUUAGAGCUCUUCUACAGGAAGGCGUUCCAACGUGAAGAGGGGCAUUGUCCUCCUGAUUUUAUUGAGUUGUCACGUGCCAUUGUUGGGAGAUGUGAAGGGCUGCCAUUAGCAAUUGUGGCUAUAGGUGGUAUUUUGUCAACCAAAGAAAAGGUUUUGCAUGAGUGGCACAAAUUUCAUAAUAGUCUUAGUUCAGAGCUAGAAAGUAAUCCUCAUCUCAUAAAUAUCACCAAAAUCCUAUCCCUUAGUUACCAUGAUCUACCUUACAAGCUCAAAGCUUGUUUCUUAUAUUUUGGAAUGUUUCCAGAGGAUUACUUUAUUAAUUGUGCAAGACUAAUUCGACUAUGGAUAGCCGAGGGCUUUGUAAAAGAAAAGCAAGGGUUAACAUUGGAAGAGGUUGCACAAGACUACUUGAAAGAGCUUAUUCAUAGAAGCUUGGUUCAGGUGGAGAUGGUCGAUUCUAGAGGCAAAAUUAGAAGUUGUCGAGUUCAUGAUAUGUUGCGUGAGGUCAUUCUUUCGAGGUCAGAGGAGUUGAAUUUUUGUUUGGUCUCAAUACAAAACUACUCAAGUUUUGACAAAAUUGCUCGACGUCUUUCAAUUCAGAACAAUGCAAAUGCUCCUUUACAGAGUAUUACUAGUUCUCAAACUCGUUCUAUUCUCAUUUUUGGGGUAGAUGAAGUGCCUAAAUCUUUUCUUGAAAUUUGUUUUUCAAAUUUCAAGCUUAUGAAAACAAUGGAUUUUGAAGGUGCCCCCAUCGAUUACAUUCCUAAAGAAGUGGGUAACCUAUUCCAUUUAAGAUAUUUAAGCUUGAGAGAUACAAAAGUACAAAUCCUUCCAAAGUCCAUAGGUGAAUUGCACAACUUAGAGACUUUGGAUUUGAAACGUUCGCUUGUGUCUGAGCUACCAGCAGAAAUUAGUGGGCUCUGUAAGCUACAAUACCUUGGUGCAUAUAUUGAAAAUUUUGAUACUGAAUUUAGUAUUGAUUCUCGACGAGGAGUAAAAAUACAUAGUGGCAUUGGGUGUUUACAAUCCUUACAGAAACUUGUUAAGAUUGAAGCCAACAACGCGGCCUUUAUAACAGAAUUGGGGAGUUUGAGACGAUUGAGAAAGUUUGAAAUCACUAAUUUGAAGAGAGAAAAUGGAAUGGAUUUGUGCACCGCAUUGGAGAAAAUGAGCCAUCUUCAAGCAUUGACUAUUAAUGGAACAAGUGAGGAAGAAGUGCUUGAAUUGCAAAUGAUGUCUUCUCCUUUGCCCCUCCUACAAAGUCUCGGUCUAUAUGGGCGACUAGAAAAGCUGCCGGAAUGGAUUCCCAAACACAAGACUAUAGUUCGAAUUUGUUUAUUUUGGUCAAGAUUAAUGGAUGAUCCAUUAAUGGUCUUGCAAGCCUUGCCCAAUUUGAUGAUUCUUCGAAUUUAUGAUGGAUACAUAGGUGAGCAAUUACAUAUAGAGGGAGGAGGCUUUCAGAAACUCAAGUGGCUAGGCCUUCAAAAUUUGGAAGGAUUUAAUAGGUUGACAAUAGAUGAAGGUGCCUUGCCUCUUCUUGAAACUAUUUCAAUUGGACCUUGCCCACAGCUGACGGAGGUGCCCUAUAGCAUCCACCAUCUGAAAUGCCUUAAAUAUCUGAUAUUUUAUGACAUGCCGACUGAAUUUGUUCUUACUCUACAACCAAAUGAAGGCCCUGAUUUUUGGAAAGUCACACAUGUUCCCUCUGUUCUUUUUUGGUAUAAGAUUCAAGGGUUACGACACAAAAGCUACAAGCUUGGUGAUCCAGAGUUGUUAGACCGUUUGCGAAGGUGA